Molecule: messenger RNA, 9257 nt
Organism: Gasterosteus aculeatus aculeatus (three-spined stickleback)
Lineage: Eukaryota; Metazoa; Chordata; Actinopteri; Perciformes; Gasterosteidae
Biological process (GO): regulation of transcription by RNA polymerase II
Cellular component (GO): nucleus
Molecular function (GO): DNA-binding transcription factor activity, RNA polymerase II-specific; RNA polymerase II transcription regulatory region sequence-specific DNA binding
Source: RefSeq, a predicted model, not a curated record
ACAACAACAAAAAAUGAUCUGCUAUAUGGGAGUGGUGCACAUAGAAUAUAACAUGUUUUCAUAGCUUGUUCUUUACACAUGUGCCAAUUGUAGUUUUCUGUACAGCUGAGUGUUUUUGUUUUGAGUAUCUUAGUGUAGCUCGCCGCUGUUGGCUCGUUUUCUUUAACAUGUAAAUCAUGUUUUAUUACAUAGCUACAUUAUUUUGUAAAGGUUACUUGAUAUUUGGUCACAAACCUGUCACCGGGUUUUAGAUAUAGCCAAUUGUUGUUCCUGGUAUUAAUAAACCAGCCAUUUAAAAAAAAAAUGGUUAUGAGACCUGUGAUCUUAAAUUCAAGCCAGGAUCAACUCUCUUUGCAGCCAAACCUGUUUUGUUUCUACAUUUUACUCGUACAGAUAUAUUUUUUCUGAAUAAAAAUGUCUCAUCCAGAAGACAGUGGUAUAGAACUUGUUUUAGUCCAAGCCAAUAGUAUGGUGGAAUUAAAUGCAUGUUUUUUUUUCCUAAAUGCCGAUCCAUAGUGAAAAACUGCAUUGAUAUUUUUUUAUCAGCUAUUUAUUACAGUUUAAAUACAAAUUACUAAAUGUAAGGGAUUUCUUAGAUGAGCCAUGGGUUCCAUGUAAAGGGUUGAAUAGGUACUUUGUCAGGUUCACAGUUUUAAUCUGCAAUAUCAUGAAUUUAAUUUAAAUAAGAAAUUAAUCUCAUUGAGUUAAUGUUGAGCAUUUUUUCAUUUAAUUUGAUACAUUUGUCUCCAGAUUAUUUACAGACCGUAUGCAAACCAAUGAGCAAUGUAUAGUUUUUCUGUCAGGGCGGAAUUACAAACUGGGCAAAGCAUCCUGGAGCCUCUAAGAGUUCCAAGUUGACUUUGUGUCUUCUGGUUUUUGAUUAUCUUUGAAUCUAGAAUGUAUGAUACAUUAAACAUGGCAUCAACUGACAUGGUAAAUGGGGUCAGACUUUAUUUCCUAAUCUUUACAGUUUUAAAAAUGUAUGUGCCGAGUGGUGACAAUCAAUAACCCAGCAAUGAAAAACUAUUUUGUCCAUUUUUUUCCCACAUGUUUAUAAGGAAGAAGUCGUUUCAGAGCUGGCGUGCUAACACAGCCAUAAUGUUGAUUUACAAGUAUUUAAAUGUUUAUUUGAAUACUACUCUUACACUAGUACAUAGUAAAUGAAUUUGUUUCUUCUCACAAGUAUUGAUCAAAUUUUUUGAUUUGGGGAGAUGGGAUACGUGUAAGCAGCCAGUAUACUAUAAAAUGGAAAAAUGUAAUGGUCAGUUUAAUUGCAAUGAAAUAUAUACAUUGAAAUAAAACUGCUCACACCAGAAAACGUGUUAACACAAAACCCCUUAAAGGCGACUGAUAGAUAGUUUGGCUUUUCGAUUUAGCCUGUGGGAAAUGCAUUCAACAACCACUGUUACGACUCUUGAUUGUGUUCAGGAGCCUUCAAACGCGUCUCUCGACCAGCAGAUGUCGCUGUAGCGACGCGAAUCCCGGAUGCUUCCGGGUAGAAGCGCGCCAUUCGCAGAAGAAGAAGAAUCGGAGUCUUUCCUCUUGUUUUUUCGGUGUGGCUAAUUGGCACCUACUCGUUUCUCUACACCGGCAAGUUAGCGCGAUUUUUUGUUUGUAUUUUGCGGUUUCACAAAACGACAAUCGACAAGCUAAUUGCGGCUCGUUGCACGGAUAUAGCAGGCUGUCAAACCCGGCGACACAGAUCGAUGUGAAGCAAAGCAGCUCCAGAGGGGCUCCCCGCAAACGGGAGAACAAAGCCGGCCGGGCGAUGGAGAGAGGGAGACGCAGCAUCCUGGAAGACGGCCUCGGCAGAGACCUGAUGGACGCCGGACGCUUUUGCUUCAGCUGUGAGCAGAUCUUUGCAAACAGGAGAAGCCUCGAGGCACACAGCUGUUCCGCGGCGAGUCACAUCUGCUCCUGUGGAACGGAGUUCGUAGAGUACAGCCGCAUGCUGGAUCACAGCACUACACACGAACCAGGCCACCAAGUGCUCGAUCAUGGAACAAUAAAGAAGCGCAGAAUUGAGAAGCGCAUAGAAGAGGAGGAGCAGCUGAAUCGGCUACAGAGCGGCCAGGUUGUCUGGAAUGCGCCAUCGACCUAUUUGCCGGCGAAGCCGAGGUCUAAGCAGAUCUCUCAAGUGCCUCAACUGCAGCACUCUGUGUCACACACCUCUUUGCCCCCGAAUCCCCACGAAAAAGAUGUGGCGAAUAUUUUUGCGGGUGUAGGUUCGCCCACAGUGGAUCUCUGGACACUUUACCAGCCUGUUGUGCUGGUGCAAACAAUGCGCAAAUUCAACAAGACACAGCCUUACAUAUGCGCGAAAUGUGGGCAGUGUUUUACAACACGGUCUUCUCUCAUUUCUCACCACAGCUCCCAUGUGACGGAUAAAGUUGCUGGCUGUAUAGGAUGUGGGCUGCUGCUCUCCAGCAAAAAGUUAGUGCCUCGCUUUCAUGUUUGUAAAGCACCCAACACCCUGACUACCAAAUUCAGAAUCAUCACUGCAAAACCGCUCGGGUUGAAGAUGGCAAAUGUAGCCUGUGCAGACAGGAGUCCUGGUGUCUCAGAGCCGUGGCCCGGUUCCUAUAUGCAGUUCAAAAGCCAGAAUCCCAGCGCAGCCAGUAAAGGCAGUCGGUCCCCACUAAUUCCUUCCACCCUGCAGUUGGAAAAUCAGAAAAUGAGUACAUACAAUAGAAACAAGCACAGGCUUAAUGUGUUACAUUCCAUGCAGGGAAGGCGCCAGAAACCUGACUCAUCAAAGUCUUACAUCACGGCCCCCCUUCCAUCGAUGAGUCGUAGUCCACAUCCCAGUACGUUCAAUAGAAGCAGUAAUGGGUUUGCUCCCUCCGCCCAGUUUAGGAGGCCCACACAGUCUGCAUCAGGUAUACCUAGCAAACUGAUGCAGACAUCCUCUGCAUCAAGUGGCUUCCCAUGUCGAGUUUGUCAUCUGCUUUUUGAAACCGCUCAGCUGCUGCAAAGGCACAAAUGUGCCAAGGCCCAUGAGUUUAUGGCAAAGCAGGUGCGAGGUGCAAAAGGGCAUUACAGACUAAAGGGAGUGACUGGUCCCAGUGCAGCUAACGUGAAGCUUGGGGUUCCAGUUUCUGGUAAUUUCAAGAAAACCAAAGUGAUGGCUGCCGGUCUGGACAAAGUGCAAGGGGCGGGUUCUCUGAACGGGAAAACAGGAGGGAAUAUGGACGACGAUUGUUACAUAGUUGAAAGCGGGCCAGACAAAUCUGCUGAGAUGAUCUACCAAGUAACUUCAUCGGUCCCCAUUAAGACUUGACACAACUGGGGAAGCCAAUCUAAUUUGCAGGUCAAAUAUUUUGCCCAUCGUGGACCAAGGGCAUAAAGUCCAUCGUGUUUGAAGAGCAUCUACAUAUUUAGCAUCAAUGUACAGGAACACAAGGCUUUCUGGCUGUGUCCAAUCUUUGGAAGAAAACUUAGUAUAGGAUUACUUGUGGCAACAAACAUGCAUCUUAAUUAAGCUGGAUUUAUUUUGUCAGUUUUGUAAACGGUUCAAUAAUGGUGCCCCUGAAAUUGUUGUAGAAAAAUAUAAAUCUGUGAAGUUAAUCAACAGGUCAUGUGCCUGAUUUACCCAUAUUUGGUGGGAUAGUCAAGCACAGUAUUUUAUUUUUUUAUAUGUAUGUUUUUGUUAGGCUCACAAAUGUGUUUUGAGGCUGUUGGAAUUGACAGCUACGACUUUUCGUCUUUUUGUCGGACUUCACGAAUGCAGUAUAAUGUUGUAUUAAACCAUAUUUUCAAUUUGAUUGGGUGUGUGUUUAUGGGAUAAUGCAAGUUAUUAAAGUGAGUGCUUUUUAUUUGUUGUUACUUGAAGUGCAAAUACUUCACUUGUAUUUCACAGGUUUAUAUAAAAUGCUUGAACAGUACAUUGGCAGUAAGAAUAUGCAUCGCUGUAAAAGAAUUGAUAAUCUAGAAUCCUAAAAUAUAUCUUUUGAUGCCUUAUUUCUAACAUGAUUAUGGCAUCUCUAUUCUUUACUGUGGAAACUACAUAUCCAUAGUUGCCUGUUGCAUAGUUGUCAUCUGUCUUAAGGCCCCAAGUUCCAGCAGAGGGCCCGCUCUCUUACAUACAUGCAUGGGGCCAUUUCAAAUCAAGAACCAGGCCCUGUGUUCAUAUCCUUUCAUGAUGAGGUAAAUAUCUCGAAACGCUGCGGCAUUCAAGGACAGUUUGAUUAUAAACUCGAAUCCCAUUGUGUGGAUGAUGUUCACCGAAGUUGCACCGAACUCUGAGAUGCGAUAGUUUAUCUACAAACAAAACAUUGCGCUGUGCAUACGGGUUUUACUUUCAAGUCAACUUAAACGUAAGCGUUUGACAUUUAGCGCCGUGUUUCGGUAGUUAAUUCUGCUGAACAAAUCACAGUUCCCAAGUUUCCCACAUCACCUGAAGCACCCAUUCCUGCGCUCGCCUUGAGUGACGCCUUCUGGUUGCUUUGUGUUCGGAUAUCGAGUGGCUCGCUGCAGCAACGUUCUAAAGAAGAGAACGCGGGGUCCGAACCUGCGGAUCCGCUCCCACAACAAUUCGCGAACUGCCAAAGUGUGUGGAUGAAGUGCCAAACAUCCACGCGCCGACAGCGCGUAUGUUAGCUUUGAGCUAACAGAUGCUAGCAGAUCGAUCAGCGGCUACGCAGAGACACCCUCGGUUCUCCUCAGGCAAGCGAUUUGCACCGAGGACCAGCCUGUGCUUGAAUUGCGGAUUGGUCAGUGUGGCAUGAAACGACUUCCCUCGCCUGGAGGAGAUUUGGAGGACGCGCUUUAUUCGCUUCCAACACUUGCAAUGCAGCCGUCCUCUGCGAGGUCAUAGCGAGGAAGCGAAGCAUGGGGUGUGUUCGAGCCAACGACAAUACGAGACGCUUGACAUGGGGAGUAAAAUGUCCUUCAGCAGAGCAAGCGGUGACCAAAGUACAGUCUCUGAUUUAACGUCUGUGGCAUCGCGUCCUCGCAACUCUAUUCACGCGCCGUCGGACUGCAAGCAGACACCCGGACACAAGAGCGGCCGUGAGGAAGACGUGGACUCUAAGCGCGGCGGGGAAAUGAAAGCAGCAGCGCUGAUUCAACCCGCGCCUGAAUCCCACUCAUCGGGGCGCGUGGAGCCGGACGGCCGAGCCGACUCUCGGACAGCAGGCGGAGAAGACUGUCAGCGCGGGGAGCACGCGCCUCUACAGGCAGGGAUGGAGGGAAAGUCUCAACCGCCUGCGAUCGUGUGCAGCUCGACUACGGACAAUCACGGACACCCUGUAGACGUCCGCAGGAAGCCCGGCCGCCCGCGCAAAAUCAAAGCGCCCCUGACUGAAGGCAAAAACAAUCUGUCUUUGGCUGUUCAUGAUGCAGUUCAACAUAAAGAGAUCAGCACAACAAUUCCUUUACCAAGAGACGGCCCCGUAACCAAUAGUUCACCUCACAACGAGAUGCCCGGUCUUCCUGUUGUUGCUGAUGGGAAGGGACAAGAUGGUGUCCCUGUGCUGACAAAGAGAAAAAGAGGCAGACCAAGAAAAAAGGCAACGGUAGUAGUUGAAACGAUGGUUGUUAAGGCUGCUGCUGCUGCUGCUGCUGCUGCUGCCGAGGCUCCUCCGGCUGCUUCGGUGAAUAAUGCUACAGGUCCUGCGGGGCGGCUGAGGAGUAGAGGUGAACCGCAGGAAGAAACGCCUCAGAGAAAAAGAAAAGAAUCAGAACGCAGCGUAGACGCCAAGCCAACUGAGGUGACAGAACAAAGUAAUACAUUGAUCCUUCAAGGUAUUAAAAGAAGGAGAUCUAAACUGGCUGAUCAGCCAGUUCCAGCUAAGGUGUGCCGGCUGGAAGUUUCCCCGAAGACCUCGUCAAUGUUGAUCAUCAACACCAGGUGUGGGGAGAGAGCGAGGACCGAUAAGAAGCAGCCGGAAGAAAACGCUCCCGAGCGAGAGACCGACUUAGAUGGAAAGACCGGUCACCUCCGCCGGCAAGGAGGGCAAAAGCAGCGCACGGAACUGCAGGAAGGCGCAUUACCGCAGGGAGGUUCGCAGCCAGCGGAGCCUAAAGUCAUUUCUUUAAACAGCCCGACUCCUUGUGAUGACCCUCUGAACAUUAAACAGCCGGCCGAAAUGAAGGGCAGCGAGGAGUCCCAAUCGAAAAGCAGCCUCGGGUCCUCAAAAGGUCCGCAGAGCUCCGAGUCCUCCAGCGCAGACGUCGUAACGUCCCGUAAACAAGCAGCUAAAUCGUUUGCAGUCCCACCUGCUGUGAAAGCUGAGAGUAUUCAGAUCGAGUUGGAUCAUUUAAAUCCUUCGUCAGAGUCGCGUGGGCCUAAAUCUUUGCGUUGCAACACCACAGUUGAAGCUCAAGGUCCAAACAGGGCUUUCCGGCGCAAGAGAGGCGGCAAGAGGAGGAGGAGGAUAAGGAGCGUUGUGUUGCAGAGCGAGCAGCCUGUAGAGGCUCGUGAAAGCAGCGAGGACACUCUGCAAAAUACAGACUAUGGUGACGAGUACAAGGAGGCCGACUCUGAUGUCAACUAUGUAAAAAGGGGGGGGAAAUCUCUUUUAAAAUGUGGUUACUGUGGUCAAACGUUUAAAUUUCUAUCUCAGUUCAUCAUACACCAACGCGUCCAUACAGGAGAACGACCUUUCAAAUGCCCUGAGUGUGACAAAGGUUUCAGCAAAAACUCUAACUUAAAUCUUCAUCUCAAGACACACAAAAAGAGCAAAAUAUAUCAGAAAUGUCCAUUUUGCAAGAUCAAAUUCUCUUGCUCCGAGUAUUCCUCUCAUAUGAAAAUGCAUGCUCAAAUGCUGGACCGGGACACUGAGAACAACGCAACCAACAAACAUAGCGCGAGGAAGGACUAUAAAGACAGCGAGGGACUUCAUAGACCCGUUUCACUGGAAAAGAGGGAAAACAAAGUGUGCCAAUAUUGCGGUAAAACAUUCCUGUUUCAGUCGGCCCUCAUAAGACACGUGCGCGUCCACACGGGAGAGAAGCCUUAUAAAUGUGACAUAUGUGGCAAAGCCUUCGGUCAGGCCUAUUUCCUCCGCGUUCACGAGCUGACACACUGGUCCGUGAAGCGCUACAACUGCACGCGCUGUGAGAAAGCGUUCACCCAUUACAGCAACGCUAAAAACCACCGGUGCAGACCUGUAAAGAGCAGCGAGGACUCGCCGCCCAGCCGGCGUCCGCGGCCCGCGCUGACGUACACGUGCCACAUCUGCAAGAAUGUCUUUGACCACCUGCAGGAGUUCAACGGCCACAUGAGAGCCCACACGGGGGCGAACCUUUACCGCUGCCUGUACUGUGACAAGCUGUUUGGCGUCCUGUCCGAAUUCGUUGCCCAUCGCGGCCGUUGCCGCGGAGAGAGCAGCGUCUCCAGCUCGGCAAAGGAGCAAGAGACGAUGUCGCUGGUACAGUACACGGUGCCGUCGCUGCGCUGUUUGUCGGGACCCAAUCCGGCAUCCUCGCCCCCGGGCGCGAAUUGUAGGGAAGCGCGGAAGACGGCGCCACAGGCCGCUCCCAAGAAACGCUCGGCCGCGUCCAAGAAGCCGUUCCAGUCGACGGCCAAGCGCCCGGCUCCCCUGGUGUCCAAGUUGAACAGGCUGGACAACCGCUCGGACCCCAAGAAGUAUCUCUGCCCGAGCUGCGGGCGCCUGUUCAGGCACAUGGGCAGACUCCGGGCCCACAUGCUCACGCAUGCCGCGGGUCAAAGUUACACGUGUGCCUGUUGCGGCAAGACCCUGGCGACCUGGAGGAAGCUGUGGCAUCACCAGAGAGUCCACCGACAGAGGCGCGGACGCUUCACCUGUCCUCAGUGCGGGCAAGGGUUUCGGUUCGUGCAUUCGUAUAAAAAGCACAUGAGCGAGCACCCCGAGGUCCAGUGGAUUGAGGUCCGGCCCAAGAAGGUGUUUCUGCCUUAUCAAUGUGAGCAGUGCAGGUGCAGCUUUAAGACUCUCGAUUUGCUCUUCACUCACCAGCUUUGCCAUCCCUCGACGCACAAGGACUCUGAUUUCGAUUUUUCCAUAGAUGAUCAUACAGAGACGUUGAUCCCGCCCACCAACAGCCACGCGGCCGCGUGGCAUUCGGAUCCUUUGGAAAACCGCAAUGGUUCUCUCGGCCCGUUACCCAAAUGUCCCGACGGAUCAACGCGAGAGUCUCCUCAAGCCCUCACAAUGCCCAUCGUCAAAGGCAGCGGCCCUGAUUUGGAUGAAAGUCCCACGCGUCCCAGCAGCACACAAUCGAUCCAAGAUGCAGAAGCCGGUCGUGAUAAAAUAGAUGAAAAUGCGUUCGGAAAAACAAUUCAUCCCUCGAGAACUGUGAAAAGACACAUUAGCCAAAAUGUCAGCAUAUCGAAUGAGGCGUCUGCAGCCGGUGUGACGUGCGCCGUGUGUGGGGAUGCAUAUGCUGUUAUUUCAGACCUUUAUCACCAUUAUUUGCAGCACGCUAGAGGCCAGUUGUGAUGAGCUAAGUGGAGAUACGUUCCCCUUUCGUGCUCACAGAACACAAAGGAUCGUGUACGGAAAUACAGAACUGCCGAUAUCGUCCGUUUACACCUGGUGAGGUUGUGGGAAAUGAAAUGCAUCAGAAAUCAUUUGGAAGAUUUGUUUACAGACAUUUAUUAAUCCUGUCAUGCCUGACAGAUUCUGAAUUAGGAACUUCUUUUUUUUUUUUUCAUUUAGUUUAUGUAAUUACAUUUCUGUCCAUCCACGUGUCAAAAAGAUGAAGAAGAAAGAAGUUUAGUGCAUUGACACCCUUGAAUGAUAAACUAUUUUUAAAUGGUUAAUUAUGGGAUAAUAUAAGAUUUGUUUGAUUGAAAAUGAAAUAACCGUAAAAAAACGUUGCCAUUUAACCUUCUGGCAUCUUCAUUGCGUAACAGCGAAAAGGACCUUGCGCGGGUUAGAGGGCCGGAUGCCGUGAAAAUUUAUUUUGUUUGGCAGACCUGGAAAAAAUAACUUUGAACUUCUUUUCUUGGUAUUUACGUUAUGACCAAUGGGAAUUUUGUUUUAAAUGUGUAUAUUUCAAAUCUUGCCUUUUUUGUCUUCUGCAAGUGAACGUGUCAUUCAUAAUGUUUAGGUGAUUGGUCUCAUCUCCAACAAGGACAUGCAUUUACAUCAUAAAAGCAAAUCUCUGCUCUACAUGAACUGCACGUGUUCAUCAAGACUUGCCCUAUUGUUGACGUGUUUUAUGAUGACAUUGAACGCCUUAUCAUCUUUAGAAAAAUGCCUUUUCAUGCUUCAACGUAAGCUUUGAUUUAGUUAUUGUCUUAAUACCAAUAAAGGCCAUUUUUGUAUUUA